Messenger RNA from Telopea speciosissima, 1329 nucleotides. RefSeq lists its product as uncharacterized. Lineage: Eukaryota; Viridiplantae; Streptophyta; Magnoliopsida; Proteales; Proteaceae. The record is from RefSeq and is a predicted model, not a curated record. Bases 40 to 1263 code for a protein of 407 amino acids. The transcript has a single exon.
CCACAUUUGAAGUAGAAAUUCAAAGAAGAAGAAGAAGAAAUGGGGUUGGCUCCAGGAUUUCGAUCCCCCAAGAACCAGAGCAGGUUCAAACAACUGCACAGAGAGGGAAUCACUGUUAUUCUCGAUAAGCAGCUCAUAAUUAAGCUACCCAAUUUAAGGGUUCUCAAUAUUAUCGCUCGAUCGGUGCUUCUGGCGUUGGUCAUUAUCUUUACCCCCUGGCUUGGAUCUCUUGUCAUUGGUGAUCCGUCCUUCUCUUACACUGCUGCUACCUCUGAGGCCCGUAUUCAUGGUGAACCAUUGUUGCCUGUGAUCCUUCGGGACUUAACCAACGAGGGCCUCUUCAAAUCGGGCGACAAAGCCCUCUUUCUGAGUCGCCGAGGCGAUGUCGAUGAGGCACAGAUCCUGAAUUCCCAUCACGAGAUGGAUCUCAUCUCUGAAUCCGAUGCAGAGCAGCAGAGCUCGAUCUCUGCUGGCACAUUUGAUUUCGUUUUCGCGUCUGAAUUCGGUGCUACCGAAUUCAUCGACCGAAUCCUCAAAACCGGCGGAAUCGUUGCCAUUCAAAUGAGCAACGACGCCUCGAAUGCUUUCCACAGGCCCUCGAACUACAAAAUCGUAUAUCUCAGAGAGUUCGAAUCCACGGUCUUGGCGAUGAAGAAGAUCAGCCCUGCUCAGACCAAUUCACCGAUAAAGAGGAGACUCUUCGGAUUGUCAUCGGAAGCCAAGAAAGCAGCAUUGAAAGGCCUGGAAGACGUGCUGCUCGAACCACCACGAGCUUCUUCAGUGAAGAAGAUCAAGAAAUACUUGAAAAGGACCAAAUACCUUCCUGAUCUCAUAGGUGAUUCUCUAGAAGAGUACCCUCGUCGUGUCUUCAUCGAUGUUGGCUUACCAGACAAAGACGACAAUGGCAGCCCAAGAUGGUUCGCACAGAACUACCCAACAAGGAAUCGAGAUUUCGAGAUGUAUAAGAUAGAGACUGUGAACGAAGGUGUAUCAAGGGAGUCAGGUCCACAGAUGAGCAUGUCAGAUUGGUUGACCAAGAAUGUGAAGGAAGAGGAGUAUGUGGUGAUGAAGGCAGAAGCAGAGAUAGUGGAAGAGAUGGUGAAGAACAGAGCAAUCUAUUUGGUGGAUGAGUUGUUUAUGGAAUGCAAACACCAGGGGCUGGGAGGGAGGAAGAACAAGAGCAAGAGGGCGUAUUGGGAGUGUUUGGCUCUCUAUGGAAGGUUGAGGGACGAAGGAGUUGCAGUGCAUCAAUGGUGGGGUUGAAAAAGAUUUCAACUUUGAGAGAGAGAGAGAAAGAGAGCGAGAGAAAAAGAGUGAGAGAGAGAGUGA